AUGCUUAAUGUGAAACGUGGAAAACGGAAGAGGCAGAUUCAAACUACUUUAGAUGAGAUUUUUAAAAGACAGAGGCCUCUUACUUCGUCCAGAGAAGGCAGCUCAACAAUGUCAACAAUGACAGGUUGGAGUUUUAUUUCAUUGUUUAAUUGUUGUUUAUGUACUGUAAUUGUUACUUGUGUGUAUGUACAGUAAAGAUGUAUUAUAGUAAGGCUAUGGACUAGCAGAUGGGGGUCAAUUUGCAGUUAUCAGAAUGAGAUAAUUUUGCAAUUGCUUUGCAUUAUACUGUACUAUAAACUAGCCUUGUAAUAUUUGCUCCUCUGUAUAAAGUGUCAACAUUUAAUAUGAAGUUCAUCACCACAUUUUCCUGCUCCGCAUUGCAGAAUUUUUACGGUGUGUGGUAGAGGCAAACUACAAGCACUCUUCUCACAUGUGACUGAGGUGAAAUUAUAAUGAGACAACUGGAUAUUGCAGGAAUCAAACCAAGGAACAAACCCGAGCAGUCUCUGAAAUGAAAGACAAUAUGCAUUAACCACUGUGGCACCAACAAUCAGCCUAUAUCUGUAAACAACUGUGCAUCUCAGAUGUGGUCGGGUGCCUUAAGCCAGGUUCACACUGGCAAUUCCGUCGGCGAUUUUUCUCCUCGCAAAUGUGAUUGAAUGAAUGACAUAUUGCAAAAGACUUAGAAUUGUUUACUUCUGAAAAGUGACUCUAUACUUUUGUGUGCGAGUUCACUCAUUUCCAUUUGUCAGAAACACAAAAUCGCCGACAAAAUUCCUAGUGUGAACCAUGCUUUAAUGAACCCUACUUUACUAUUUUAUUCUGUCUAAUGCCAGACAGACUUAUAACCCAUAAGCUGCAGAGCUUUCCCAUUGACAAGUAAAAUCAUCUGGCGUUAGACAAGUAAAAAAAAAGUAGGGCGCACUGGGGCGCAUUGCGGCUCAAUGGGUUAACUAGAGACAUUGUCAGAUUUUUGGUUAACCCAUUAAGCUGCAGAGCUUCCCCAUUGAUGAGUAAAAUCAUCUGGAGUUAGACAAGUAAAAAAAAAGUAGGGCGCACUGGAGCACAUUGCAGCUCAAUAGGUUAACUUAAUUAUCAUGGGAAAGGUGCUAGCACUCAAUGGGUUAAUUAAGGCUAUCUGCCCACAGCGUCUGUAAUUUGCCUCGGCAAUUAAUCAACUGCCCAUAUGUGUCUAGUUAACAUUGCGCCCCAAAGCUCCCUACAUUAUCAUUUAACACCAGGCAAUUUUACUUGUCAGAGGGAGAGUGCAGCCACUUAAUGGCGAAACCAAUGUAGUGAAAUAGAUUUGUCUGCAUGUUUUAGAUGUAGUUGAAGUAUACUCAAGUGAAGAGAAUGAGGUGAAGGCACCAGGGUCAAAUGAUAACAAACAAAAUCAAUCAGGAAAGUUGCCAGAAGCAAGUAUUGAUGAAAUUGAAGAAUUUUCUUCAUCAGAGAGUGAUGACGCACAAGAGGUAAUGAUUGACCGAUAAUCGGGCCAAUUUUUGUCUUAUUGGUAGUAUUUGAAUUGGUAGAAUUAUCUAUAUUUUUAUUUUCUGAUUUUUGAUUGUCAAAAUUUUUGUCUCCAGAAGAAAAUUCUUUUUUCCUGCCCUACCAAUGGGACAUUGCCGCUUAAAUUGUUAACCCAUUAACUUCCACCAAUUUCUCUUCAUGACAUAUGAAAAAUCACUUUCUAGUGUUACUGACAUGUAGACUCAGUAAAAUAUCAAUUUUCUUAAAAAUUUAUCAUAGGCAAGCAGGGAACCAAAAAAUCAUGAGUAUGAGCAAACUAAAGAUGAAUCACUGUCCGAGGCAAAUCACGAAAGAAAAAAAGUUGAAGAGAAGUCAUCUGAGACAACUGUUGAGACAAUAGUCAUUGAAAGUUCACAAGAGUCGACACCUUACUCUGAGAAUAUUGAUGUUUGUUCAUCAGAUUCAAACUUUGAAAUUCCCAAGAAAGAUAGGGAGAUACCUGUCAUCAUGGUAAAGUUAGGAACAAACAAUCUGGUGGAAAAUGACGAGGAGCUGUCUGAAGCAAGUGGGGGAAAGGGCAUAUCAUUUGUGAUGAACAUAAACACAAAAGAUAAAGAUAAUUUAGAUCUUGAUGACGAGGAAACCAGACGAGAUAUAAUUUGGCAUGUGUGGUUGAAUCUGGAAAGCAAGGAAGUGCAAGAAAGACGAAAAGCCAAAGUGAAGGAAUUGGAAGAAUGCCUCAAGGAAAUGACCAUUGAAAUGAAAAGAAAAGACAAGGUGCAGUUGUCUGCGGAAGGUACAGACACAAGAACUGGUGAUGUGAAUGAGAUGAAGUCCUCUAAAACAAGUGUGGAAAUAUUUAUUAGAGAAAAAGACAUCAAGUUGAUUAAGGCAAAGAUGCAAGGAAGAAAUUGUGAAGAUCCAGAGGAGUCUUCUGAUGCAAGAGUAGAAAUGAGGAAUGAAAAUAGGGAUACUGGAGAGACAUCUCGGGCAAAUGUGGAAAUACGGGGAGGAGAUCAAGAUCAUUUGUUCCAGGAUGGAGGGAAAGCAAGGAAUGAAGACAAUAGGGAAUUGCCUGGGGCACGUAGGGAAAUUAUAUGCGUAUCAGAUAAUGAUAACGAGGAUAGAGGGGAACCUAGGGGAAACAUCGAAAUUACAGUCGUAUCUAGGGUAAGCAUGGAAUUUAAAUUCGUAGCAGAUCAAGAUGAGAACAAAGAGGGUAGAGAAACGAAGUCAUCUCGGGCAGAAAAAGACGAUAAGGAUAAAAGGAGGUUGUCCAAGGGAAAUGAUGCGGAAGGAGAGAUGUCAUUCAAGGAAGACAAAGAAAGAAAGAAUGAAAGCGAUGAUGAAACACAAAAUUAUGAAUUGUAUGUGAUUUUUAGGUUAUAUGAAAAACUUGAUUCAAGUAUUUUAUUUUACCCCCAGCUAAUGCUGCAGACUUUUAUUAUUAUAAGUAAUAGCAUGUCAUUCAGGGCAAUUAGUGAUUAAAUGUACCCUCGAGACUUGAGGGACAUUUCAUCACUAAUCGAUUAUAAUAUCAUGCUAUCACUUUCUAAGGCGUAAAAAAACCCCUGUGGUUUCGGUUCCCGACAGACCCUAUUUUUUUCUGUCGACCCUAUUAUUUUUUUAACUCGAUUGACCGUGCGACCCUAUUUUCUCUGGGUGGUUGCGGGUUGCUGCCAAAAUGGCGUCUGUUGUCACACAAAUUAUUGAAAAAACCAUGAAAAAAAUAUUCAAAAAAAAAAUUAUUUCCGACCUACCGACCCUAUUUUUUUCGCGAUAUUAAACCGGAACCACAGGUAUUUUUUUUACGCCUAAUCAUAGCUACCGAGAUAAUAAAACAGUUUCAUUCGAUUGAAUAAGUUGAAAUGAAAAGGCGCGUUUGCUUUUUUGAUACCAAUGACUAUUGGGAUGUUCGUUAAUGAGGUUACGGUUGAUGUUUCAUGUCUUUUUGAACAUCAAUAUGAGAGGUUAUGCAUAAAGAUGAGGGACAAUUUAUUAGUAAAUAAUCGUUCCGUGGGAUGAUUAGUUUCUAAUCGUCCCUCGUGUUUUAGCAAUGAGGUAAAUGAGUCAUUAAUCGUCCCUCGCGGGGUAGCUAUGAUAUUAUUUAGCUUAAUUUUAGCUGAAAUUGAAGUUAAAACUCUUUAGGUUACUUGAAGAAGAAAACCAUGGAGAGAAUAUCGAGCCUGUUAGACUUGUAAGUAUGCCACAUAUUUCAGAUCAACAUAGAUAUGAUCUCUGUAAGAUCAGCAUGGAUUGUUGCCUCCUAGAAAUAGCACCUGGUCUCUUAUAAGCUCUGUCAAUUAUUUUUAGGGAGUAGAGUUUGACACACUGCUUCGAGCACCUGGAUGUUGUGGUCCUCAACAAUCAUUAACUCCAAGUCAAACACAUACCAUCUUAUUUAGGGUACGUAUAAUUAACUGGAACAUAAUAUGGGUAUUGGGUAACAUGCAGUAUUCACAUUCUUCGAUAAGGCAUGGUUGAAUUGAUUGAAAUUCUGGUCAAAAUGUUUCACUCUUAUAUCUUAUUUAGCCUUAUCAUCCAUCGCAGCCCUACCCACGCUCGUACAGGUAAACUUCGGGUUUCUUUGAAAUUAAACUUCUGUAUUGUAUGUUUAUUUUCUGUGGCCUUUAUUCUCUAUUUCCUUUUUUCUGUGAAAUUUAGAGAUAAAUGGGAUCACGACCAUGUGCGCAUGCCCUGUUCUCAACAGAAUAAAUUCCCCGCCCAGGCUGAAGAAAAGAAGCUAGUGAGUCGUUGGGAGUUAAUUUGUCGUGCAUUUAACAAACCCAUGGCUACAUCUUAUGAUCUUGAGGUAAAAUUAGUGGUAACAAUGAUAAUGAUGAUGAUGAUUGUUGAUGUUGAUGAUGAUGGUAGUAAUAAUGAUGAUUGUUGAUGUUGAUGGUGGUGAUAAUGAUGAUUGUUGAUGUUGAUGGUGGUGAUAAUGAUGAUUGUUGAUGUUGAUGAUGAUGGUGGUGAUAAUGAUGAUUGUUGAUGUUGAUGAUGAUGGUGGUGAUAAUGAUGAUUGUUGAUGGUGAUGAUGAUGUUGACGAUUGUUGAUGGUGAUUAUGGUUGUUGAUGAUAAUGGUGAUGGUGAUAUGAUUGUUGAUGAUAAUGGUGAUGAUGAUUGUUGAUGAUAAUGGUGAUUAUGAUUGUUGGUGAUAAUGGUGAUUAUGAUUGUUGGUGAUAAUGGUGAUUAUGAUUGUUGAUGAUAAUGUGGUGAUGAUGAUUGUUGAUGAUAAUGGUGGUGAUGAUGAUUGUUAAUGAUGAUGAUGAUGAUGAUGGUGGUGACGAUUGUUGAUGACUGAUAAUGAUGAUUAUUGUUGAUGAUAAUGGUGAUGAUGAUGAUUAUUGUUGAUGAUAAUGAUGACGAUUGGUAAUGAUCAUGUCAUCGCGAUGCUGAUGGUUUUUUUCUGACCUAUUCAUUCAUUGUGCAAACAUUUUUUCUCGUCUUUAGAACGCUAUUCUUUCGUACCACGCUAGAAAUUUCAAUUUUAAACUUUUACAUAUAUUAUUACUAGAGGUAAACUUAAAUUUCCUACAUUGGAACUGAGCUCUAUUUUCAGUAUAAAUAAUGAUAAAAUUCCUUUAUUUCUAACACUUGUAUAUAACUUGUAUGUACAGUAUAAAUAAAGUUAGUUUAGAUAAUAUGCAUUUCGUGUUUUUAGAAUAUCACUCCGGAAGAACACAAAGAGUUUAUUGAAUUUACUUUGCCUGGAAUUAUUCAAAUGGCGUUAGCUUUGCCCCAGACUUGCACUCAGGUAAUGCAGUAAUAUACGUAUUUAGCAAACGCAUGCUUAUGCCCGUUGGCAACAAAUUAUCUCAUUUUAAAUGCUUAGUUACCUUCUUUUCAUUUUGCUUACGUUGUCAGAACAACAGCCUCUGUUUGCAGAUUUCAGUAUAAACUAUUUAUUUUUCAGUCUAUUCCUUUUCUGAGCCAGCAGAAAGAGCACAUCAUCACAAUGUCUCAACAGCAGGUACAAAAUUAUAUUUCAUUCAUUUUCUAAUUCAAACUGUAGUAGAAUUCUUUCAGUGUUUGUAGGUGUCACUAAGCACUAUCUAGCAGCAUGCAGAUGGUGGCCAACCUGCAGUUAUCAGAGUGAGAAAAUGAUGUUUAUUCUUACUAACAUUGUCUGUAUUUCAUACAUUCUCGUUUACUUUAUUUUAUCUAGGCAGCUUGCUUACUGGCUUGUGGCUUUCUGUCUGUCUUCCCAAAACGUAAUCCAGGCGGCCGCCGAAAUAGGAAUGACGAAUUUUAUAAUUUUCCCCCAAUGAACUUUGCCAGGUAAAUGACGUAAUGUUUUAUAGGUAAAUGAUGUAAUGCUUUGUAUGGCAAUGACGUAAUGUUAAGUGUAACUAACUAUAUUUAUAAUGUACUUCAUCAGUUUUAAGCUGUUCCCACUAACCCUUUCUAGGCUGUUUCAACUCGAUGAUAGCAAACGUCCAAGUUUAAAGAAAAUGGAGAAAUUGAAAUGCAUUUUACAUUACUUCAAAAGAGUCCUACAACAACGUACGGUUUGUACACAGUUUUGACCACACAGUUUUGUGCAGUAUUAUUACAUUGGUUAAAUGUGUCUUUUAUCUCUGUGACUGAGGUUUGAUUCCUGCAAUAUGCUGUGGUCUGAAUAUAUUCUCACAUUUGUUGUAUGUUGGAAGACUGCUUAAUGUUUAACUCCCUGGGUUUUUUCCUGUUUCCCUCUGCAGUAACACUAUGUCUAGGGAGAGAAAUUUGGGACUAAUAGAGCUAUCCAGCCUUUAUAAAAUUAAUGAAAAAAUUAGCCCAGUUUUCGAAUUAUUUUUAUUUUCAGUCAACCAUUGUUUAGUGUUCUUUGUGUCAUUAGACAGAUUUAGAUCGAGGACGCGGACGUCAAAGACGACGUGAAAAUGGCGUCAAAAUGGCGUGGCAUAUCCAUCCAUGGGCACAACACGCCAUUUUCACGUCGUCUUUGACGUCCGCGUCAGAAGUCCUCGAUCUAAAUCUGUCUACAUCUAUUGUUUCUUCAGCGCCUCACGGAACAAUUUCGUUCAAGAGACAAGUUUUGAAGCCUGAUGAAGCUCCUAAAUGGAAUAGGUGCGUUGGGAAUAAUUAUUGUGUUCUGGACCUCCUACUGGAGGAAACAAGCUCCUCACUUUCCUUACCUUAUUUAGUUCUCAGACAAGAUUGUGUCGUCUACGUGUAUCAAGCGAUGGGACUAUAGAAGACGAUGCCCCAGGACUUUUACAGGUUAGUAAGGACUAUAGUACGUCUUUAUACCAGUGAUAGACAAGUCUCUGAUUCAGAGAAGAAUAUUUAUAUACUAUUUACUAAUCACCACAUUCAGCAUAAUAUUCACCACGAUACUCUCCCCAUUCACCACAAUACUCUCCACAUUCACUCACAGUAUUUUCCACAUUCACUAUGAACAUACCUUUCCAUAGCCGUUACAGUCAGAAUGUUUGAGUACCUUCGUGUUUUCAUCAAUGUUGACUAUUAACAUUGGAUGAGGAUAACAAUAAUGCAGGUAGUAAAAGUAAGAUUGAAGACAGAAGACACUAUAGUAGAGCUGUAAGUUAUAAACUCUAAAAGAAACUUGAUUUUAAUAAUAUACAGUAUACUUUUCUUAUCUAUCAGGUUGAUUUUGCAAACCAAAUGAUUGGUGGUGGUGUGCUAGGCGAGGUCAGUUUUUAUAGCUAAAACUAAUCUCAAAAAUAGUCGUAACCGAAGCCAAGCCAAAUGGCUAUGCGGGGUUUUCCUUUAUCUGCAAACUACGUCACAAGGCAGACUUUUUAAAACGGUCUAUUGACGAUUUUUUAUCAAACCAUUACAGGGAUGUGUACAAGAGGAAAUAAGGUUUGCAAUCUGUCCUGAACUGAUUGUGUCGAGGUUGUUGACUGAGAGGUUACAGGAUAAUGAAUGUUUGAUUGUUACUGGAGCAGAAAGGUUCAGUGAUUAUGCUGGUUACGCUGCAAGCUUUCAGUGGGCAGGGAAUCAUGUCGACCAAACCCCCAGGUAUGUCACUUAUGUCUAUGUAAUUCAAAAGUAUUUUAUUUAGACUUAACUGGGAAGAUUUCCUACACCAUUUUUAAAGUGUAAAGAAUUACUCUUUAAAACGCAGCUACGAUUUAUAUUCUAUUAUAAUCUUGUAUCAUAAAAUUUGAAGGGACUUCGUUGCUGGGGGGGGGGGCUUUUAAACUGGGGACCACGCGGGGAAAAGUACCCUUUGCACCCCCUCCGCAGACGUGCCAUACAAAUACAUUCUGGGUUUUUGUUUCAGAGAUAGUUGGGGCCGUCUCCACACAGAGGUAGUCGCAAUCGACGCCAAACCGCGCAUUGGAUAUGUAGCCCAGUUUUCCCCUGGACAUAUCAAACGUGAGUUGGAAAAGGUAGGGUUACGUUUUAGGUUUUUUAUUCUGAAUAACUCUAUCAUAUCUGUACUGUUCUUCCCAGAGGUCCAGUAAGGACCAGUGUUACUACAGGAUUACCAGGAGAAAACGUGUGGUGUUUGGUAGAGUCAAACUGGAAGCACUCUUCUCACAUGUGACUGAGGUGAAAUUAUAAUGAGACAACUGUAUAAUGCAGGAAUCAAACCUUAGUCACAGAGAUGAAAGACAUGCCCUGACCACUGGAUCAGCAACACCUCAAGUUCAAUAUGCAUCUUGGUCACAUCAUAGCCUAUCGAAGGGAAGAUUGUUGUGAAACUCAUUAGAAUAACAAUAUACAGUAACUCAUUAUCUAUGUUAUGUUUAUUCAUAAAUCUGGUCCUUCACCGUCACGUGGGUAUUGCAUAUUUGCCAAAUCCACCAAUAGCAAUUUACCUAAAUUCUUUGUAGGUUUGUAUGGCGAUAAAACAUAUUAAUAAUACUUUUGUUUGUGGAAACAACACGUAAAUUUAUUAAUUUACUUGCAGUAAUAAAUUUACGUGGUGUUUCCACAAACAAAAGCAAUUUCCCUAUUCGAGUCGCGGUAGGUAACUUUCCUAAAACAUUGCUAUUGGUUAGUUGGGCAAACAUACAAUACACACAUGAGGAUGAAGGACCAGAUUUAUAAGUAAACGUUGACUAACAUAGAUGAUAAGUUAUAUUGUUAUUCUAAUGAGUUUCACAGCCAUCUUCCAUUCUAUAGGCUAUGGUCACAUCUACCAGCAUACAGAGGAUACCCAGCAACCAAAGACGAACCAUAUACUUUUCAUUUCUUUAAGAAGCAAAAUAUUAAAUACUUUGUGUUUUUUUGUAGGCAUUCAUUGGAUUCCUUUCCAGAGAGACAGCUGCCGAGCAUUUACCAGCGGUUGCUACAGGUACUGCAGUUAGUGGUCUUUCUUUGGCGAAACUGGAAAUUAAUUAAACUGAUUUAGAAUGACGUUUGUGAUGUUACUCUGAGUGUACAUUCACACCGGGUAAGCUGAAAAGUUUGCUUGGCCACGGCCAACACCAGCACACACAAAUAUCAUAUCUUAGAAUACACUGAUAUCGAAGGAACUAGACUCAGUUCCGAAAUCUAAUCAUCGACUCCAACCGACUUGACCACGUAGCUCAGUUGGACUAGUAUCCCAAAGGUCGCGGCCGUGGACUCCCACCGUGGCCAAGCAAACUUUUCAGCCUGCCCGGUGUGGAUGCACACUCAGAGUAACAUCACAAACAUCAUAUUCACCUGAGUACACAACACCAACACACACAAAAUAUCAUAUCUGAUUUAGAAUAUUAUCCUUUUCUUUUCAAGGAAAGUGGGGGUGUGGGGCAUUCAACGGUGAUCCUCAACUUAAAAGUACGUGAUGUUUUUUAAAUUUUAAUUUAAUGAAUAUAAGAGAUCAGAAGUCAGCGAAAUUUUGAUGCCAAAGACUACUGAAUCGUUCUAAUAUGGCCACUAGCCUGGUAACCACGUCUGAGAUAAUUAUUUUAUCUUUGACACAGGUUUAAUUCAGAUUAUGGCCGCCAGUGCAGCACAUAGAGAUAUAUUAUAUUUCACUUUUCAAGAUAAGGUAUGUAUUGCAUUGAAAUCUACAGGGUGCUGUUUCAAAUAUAUCUACCUACCUUUCGUAUAGUAUAAAAUAACCGCUUUAAUAAAUUGUGUACUUGGAAUAUUUAAGGAACAUGCCCAAGAACUCUAUGAAAUACACUUUUUACUGAAGGAUAGGGAAAUUACAAUUGGUAUGUUUUAAAGUAAACUAACUUUAUUCAUACUGGUCAGGAUAGCUUUGUUAGUUUCAAACAGUAAGGAUAAUCUCUUAUUGAUCCAGUGUUACUACAGGAGGAAACCUAAACUAAACUAACUUUAUUUAUACUACAUAGCUCGAUCAAUUCUAAACUGUUCUUCCUAGACGUCCAGUAAGGAUCAUCUCUUAUUGAUUCAGUGUUACUACAGGAGGAAACCUAAACUAAACUAACUUUGUUUAUACUGGAUAACUCUAUCAGUUCUAAACUGUUCUUCUUAGAGGUCCAGUAAGGAUCAUCUCUUAUUGAUCCAGUGUUACUACAGGAGGAAACCUAAACUAAACUAACUUUGUUUAUACUGGAUAACUCUUUCAGUUCUAAUCUGAUCUACUAGAGGUUCAGUAAGGAUCAUCUCUUAUUGAUCCAGUGUUAUUACAGGAGGAAACCAGAAUACCUGGAAAAAACCUGUAGUGUUUUUUUCGUAAAGUGAAACUGAAAGCACUCUUCUCACGUACAACUGCAUAUUGCAGGAAUCAAAACGCACCACUAACACCAUCUUCAAACUAUAAAGGCAUUUUAACCAUUGUUGUGUGAUUAAUAUUCGAUACUCUACGCAUUUUUCAUUUCAGGUCAACUUUGGCAAAUCAUCUUCAAAUUCCAAAAAAAGUUAAGUUCUGAGCCCCCAACCUCUCUGGAUUUAUUUGGGUAUAUUCGUAAAGAACUGGGAAGGAACGAUGACGGAUAG
Paramuricea clavata is the source of this 10339-nucleotide messenger RNA. Lineage: Eukaryota; Metazoa; Cnidaria; Anthozoa; Malacalcyonacea; Plexauridae. The record is from the annotation of a GenBank genome assembly.